AUGCUCUGUGCUCUAUCCGGAGAACCAGUGAAAGAGCCCGUGGUGUCGCCUCGUAGUGGCGCAAUCUUUGAAAGAAAAUUGAUCGAAUCCUACAUUGCUACCUCCGGUAAAGAUCCAGUGACCGAUGAACCUCUAGCGACAGAGGACUUGGUACCGGUCAAGACAUCGGUGUCCACGAUAUCUCCACCCAGACCACCCGCAUUCAAUUCUAUUCCCACGAUGUUGGCGGCAUUUCAGAACGAAUGGGAUGCUCUUGCGUUGGAGACGUACACGUUGAGAAAACAGCUUAAUCAGGCCAGACAGGAGCUCAGCGAGGCGUUGUAUCAGUACGAUGCAGCGGUUCGAGUGGCGGCAAAGGCUAUCCGUGAGCGUGACCAGGCGCAAACGGCGCUUGUACAGCUUUCUGAGACCUUUGCAAACGAAGCUGGUGGUAAUGUACUUGUAAACAAUGAAGAGGUACAAAAUGGCCAGAACAGCCAGAAUGGCCAGAAAGAUGGUGAAAACGACACCUCAGGUAACAACCAGAUUCCUGUAGAUUUGUUGAAGUCCGCCAGAGACACUUUGUUUGCAUUGCACAAGAAACAGAAGGUGGCAUUGCCAGUGACAAAGAAGCUGACUGUACAGAUCAAGACAAGCGACCAGAUAUCGACCUUAAAGAACAUUGUGGCUGCCAGUGCAAGUAGUGAUGGGUCCAAACUCUUGCUACAGUCGAAGCAUAAGAUGCAGAUUCUUCCGGAGACGACAACCUUUGACCUCAAAGAUGUUUCGGCGAUUGGUGUGAUCAAUUCCUCCAAUGGAAUCAAGGCAAUAGCAUUCGCAGACGGAGCAGUGGUGGAUUUGCGUGAUAACAGCCGCACAGACCUUCCGUUGACGGCCGUCUCGACCAUCAUCCCGCAUCCCAGUGAAGCUUUAUUCGUGGCUCUCACUGAAAACAACGAAUUGGCUCUUUGCGACGACAACGAGGUGCUCUACAGAACACAACUCCCGCAUCCUGUUACAAGUGCCGCUUUGCAUGUGGACGGUGUGCUUUUGGGAGUAGGCACUUCGGGAAAGGUCGAAAUUUACGACUUGACCACCACAGAGAAAGUCUCCAGCAUAGAAACGCAAUAUCCGCAUAUUCUGAAACUCCAAUUUGCACUCAACGGUUAUUGGCUUGUGGUGUCAUCACUGGAGGGGGACAAGUGUGCAUUGCAAAUUUUUGAUUUGCGGAAGAACACGCUGGUUCAUGCAAUAGAAUUCACGUCGCCAAUUGACUACAUUCUUGAUCCGUCAUGCCUGGUACUUACCACAUACGAAAAGAGCUCCAAGAAAUUGCUUGUACAUUUAUAUGUUAAGAAGGGAAAGCUGUGGGUGGAUAAUGCUGCGGAACUUGAAGCUGGAGAGUUGGAGUAUCUUCUUGGAGAGUCUACAGGAGAGUCCGUACAAGAGACUCAAGUAGUGAAGAUUGCAGGUGUGGGCAAGGAUCAUGUGGUGCAUUACGAGCUCAGCAUACAAGAGUAG
Molecule: messenger RNA, 1500 nt
Organism: Sungouiella intermedia
Lineage: Eukaryota; Fungi; Ascomycota; Pichiomycetes; Serinales; Metschnikowiaceae
Source: the annotation of a GenBank genome assembly